Messenger RNA from Suillus clintonianus, 1587 nucleotides. RefSeq lists its product as uncharacterized. The transcript is spliced from 7 exons. Bases 10 to 1452 code for a protein of 480 amino acids. The record is from RefSeq and is a predicted model, not a curated record. NCBI's taxonomy places the organism in Eukaryota, Fungi, Basidiomycota, Agaricomycetes, Boletales, Suillaceae.
GUCUGUGUCAUGGAUAGACGAUCAGAUGAGUGCCUGCUAGGAGAGAGUUCAAGACAAGACGCCUACGACGACCCAGAGAGCCCGUUUAUCCCCAUGUUCCGUGCCAAAUCAUUGACACCAGCUCAAGGCAGAAAUCGACCUCUCAGGACGUUAUGCACAGUUCUGGCGGCUGUCUCUUUACUCAGCUUUGCAGUUGUCCUGCUUAAGCCUUUGAGCUAUUGGGACAUUGAGGAUGCGCCUGCGCAUUCCGCUAUCCUCAACUCUCAAUCUUACGUUCGAGGCCCGCCCACACAAGGCUUUCGAGAUAACCUUCGUAAUGACACAAAUUACAUUACAUCGUGGAUUUCUGCAGGAUGGACGAAUGACGUGAUGACCUAUGGGAAUUUGAUCUACCUCGCACUCAUAACAGGGCGCAUACCCAUAAUCGCGAAGUUCAUCCCUUCUCAUGUCGAUAACAGUGCACCUCCAUUUGCCUUUGGGGAGGUGAUCGACGUCCCUCGGCUUAGCAAAGCCAUAGGAAUCCCCUUGCUUGAAUGGCACGAAGUAAAGGACUCGGAAAGUCAGGUUGUCGACGAUCUUGGUUGUUGGAGUGUUUGGGAGAGCGUUCAAAAGCAGGAUCCCCAUCCACGGGGAAGUCCCUCCCUGAACUGGCUCAAGCUUGAUAUUUCGUGGACGCGAACCCCAGAUUGGGUCAAGCUGACACCUCCUGGCAUAGAAGACAAUCAUGCUUCCUUUUGGUCUCUUGCAACACUCGGAUUUCCGGAGGCUCGCUCGAAUAGCCUGGCAUUAACGAAUCAUCCUUCUCCUCAGCAUGAGGUUUCUCUUCCCCCGGAUGAUCAAUUACUAUGCUUCGAUUAUCUUUACUACGUGGGCGCCCAGAACGCAUGGGAAUGGGAAUCGGACUAUUCUCCUGCAUGGAGAUUUGUAGGCCAACACAUGCGCUGGAAUGCGAGCCUUGAAAGGCUUGCUGAUGCGCAUGCCCGGCGCGCUAUGAAUGUACCAGAAAAUGAACCAACACCACUCUAUAUAUCCAUCCACAUGCGGCACGGCGACUUCCGCGUUUACUGUAAUGAUUUUCCGGUGGAUCAGUGUUUCGCCUCGUUGCCUGUUAUUGCGCGCAGGGUGUCCGAGGUGCAAGAGGAGCUUCGCACACAAAAAGGUAUCGAGGUCACCAGAGUUAUCAUGACGAGCGACGAGCGUGACCCAGAAUGGUGGUCUGAGGUCAGGGCACUGGGCUGGAAUAGGGUAGAUUAUGCAACAGAGCGGACAGAGGAGAUCUAUGGAAAGUGGUAUCCAGUGUUCAUUGACGCUGUCAUUCAAUCAAAUGGAGCUGGCUUCGUCGGCACUCAUGGCUCCACGAUGACCACCCUAGCCCGCCGCAGAGUGGAGUCGUGGCAUGGUGGACCAACCCGGGUAGUCAAAUGGGGCUCGCCGGACGCUGAUGACCAUUGAUAUAAUUGGACUAGUGGAAUGGAGAUGAUGAUCUUGCGCCGCACGUGAAAUGAUCUUUAUCGUUGCAUUUUUAGACUUUUUAUCUAAGUUGCUCGUAUGGACACACCUCAUAUACCAAUAAUUUAUAAUGCGCAU